AUGGCGUUCGACUGUGUGGCGGUCGUAUGCGGCUUCCUGCGUAAAUUUCUCUCCCUCAUCAUCGCCGUCCUGAUGGCAAUCUUCACGCUUCUGUAUGUGAUUGGCGCCGGCCGCGUCAUUACGCUCGAGCACAGCUUCAAACACUCUGGAUUUGCCCAUUUUCUCGGCAUCCUCUUCUCCAUCGUCACGGCAAUUUGCUACGUCGCGUUGCACUUUGUCCCGCGCAAGGCGUACCGGCUGCUGUAUCUCCUCUCCGCGCUGCUGGUGAUCACGAUGUUCCUCGUGGCCCACUCCCUCGGGCUCGCCGCGCCGGUGGUGAGUGACUGCAAUGCGAUGGGCCUCAUCAACUACAGCGAUGUGGUGGAGAAGUGGAACGACAUGGGAACUGUGGGAGUCAUCUUCAACAACGAGACAAACAGGACUGAGGCAAUUGGCAAGUUAGGAGAACGUGUGGGGAACUGCGUUGAACAAGAACUUACCUUUGUCAGUGCGUUGCUGAUGAUGAUCCUGCAGCUGUUCGCUCUCUUCGACGUACAGAAUGUGCUGCUGACG
Molecule: messenger RNA, 552 nt
Organism: Trypanosoma grayi
Lineage: Eukaryota; Euglenozoa; Kinetoplastea; Trypanosomatida; Trypanosomatidae
Exons: 1
Source: RefSeq, a predicted model, not a curated record